Molecule: messenger RNA, 960 nt
Organism: Didymosphaeria variabile
Lineage: Eukaryota; Fungi; Ascomycota; Dothideomycetes; Pleosporales; Didymosphaeriaceae
Exons: 3
Coding region: 1-960 (319 amino acids)
Biological process (GO): carbohydrate metabolic process
Molecular function (GO): hydrolase activity, acting on carbon-nitrogen (but not peptide) bonds
Source: RefSeq, a predicted model, not a curated record
AUGGGCAAGAAGCGCGUUCUCGUGUGCUAUGGCGUCGAUAUCGACGCUGUCGCCGGUUGGCUAGGAUCAUAUGGAGGCGAAGAUUCUACCAGCGACAUCAGCAGAGGUCUCUGGGCCGGAACAGAAGGCACGCGCCGCCUCCUCAAACUCUUCGAUAAAUACAAGAUCAAAGCAACAUGGUUCAUCCCCGGCCACACCCUCGACACCUUUCCCGAAGACUGCGCAGCCGUGCGCGACGCAGGCCACGAAAUCGGUCUCCACGGCUACUCGCACGAGAACCCUACAGACAUGACCUUCGAGCAGCAGCGCGACGUGCUCGACAAGACGUACAAGCAGCUCACCAAGUUCUGUGGCAAGCCUCCGCGAGGAAGCGUCACGCCAUGGUGGGAGACUUCGAAGGAGGGAUGCGAUUUGCUGCUUAGCUAUGGCAUUGAGUACGAUCACUCCAUGUCGCAUGAGGAUCACAAGUGCUACUGGCUACGGACGGGCGAUACGUGGACGAAGAUUGAUUACUCCAAGAAAGCUGAGGAGUGGAUGAAACCGCUUGUCAAGGGCGAAGACACAGGCCUGGUAGAGAUACCAGGUAGCUGGUACAUUGACGAUCUCCCGCCUAUGAUGUUCAUGAAGAAGGCGGCGAACAGCCAUGGAUGGGUAAAUCCGAGGGACGUCGAAGCCAUUUGGAUGGAUCACUUUGACUACUUUUACCGCGAGUACGAUGAGUUUGUGUUUCCGAUGACUAUUCAUCCUGAUGUCUCGGGACGACCACAUGUUCUCCUCAUGCAUGAGAGAAUCAUCGAGCAUAUAAACAAGCAUGAGGGUGUUGAAUGGGUCACAAUGGAACAAAUGUGCGAUGACUUCAAGGCGCGCAACAAGGUGCCGGAAGGCGCAAAGAUGCCUGCACCACCGGGGGAGAUCUUGAAGAAGCAGGCGUCGGGAGAGGCAUAUAACCCGGGUUUCUGA